CUGGGUGGAAGCCAAAUCCCCUGCGCAAAAUUGUGCUCUCAGGACAUCCUGGUGGCCGCCCGCGAUCGCUGGUUGCGUGGGGCGACUAUAUACAUCGACGUCGGAGCGAUAUCGGACCAGUGUGACCCACAGCCUUUUGGAGGUUUCCAGUCCAAAGUGUUCUGGCAAGGCAUGGGGAAGUACGAGCAUUGCAGUGGUGCACCUCAGUUCCUAACAUUUCUGCUGCUUUUACUGCUGACGUUCGAAGCGACACCUUGUCUCGGUCUCAGGGAAGGACUGAUACCGGGAGGGUGGACGAAGCAGGACCCAAAUUUCCCAGUCUUUGAAGGCGCAGCAAAGUUCGCCGAGUGGAAGGCUGAGUUGCAAGGCGGUCCUCAAUACCGCAUUCUCCGGGUCCUUUCCGCGUGGACGCAGAUCAUGAAUGGCAUCAACUACAGAGUGCGCUACAUGAGGGUGCCAAAGUGCAGACCAGAUGAAGGUCGGAGGAUGUGCAACCACAAUGAGCCCCCGGAAAAAUGCUUGGCCAUUGUUCACACUCCGCCCUAUACCUAUGACAUGACUGUUGUUGAGCAUUCAUGUAUUCAGCUGGGCGGUGGCGGCCACUACCCCCCGGAAGUGCAAACCUUGCCGCCGCAAGGUUACAGGAAAUAGAUCUGA
Molecule: messenger RNA, 657 nt
Organism: Dermacentor silvarum
Lineage: Eukaryota; Metazoa; Arthropoda; Arachnida; Ixodida; Ixodidae
Exons: 4
Coding region: 172-651 (159 amino acids)
Molecular function (GO): cysteine-type endopeptidase inhibitor activity
Source: RefSeq, a predicted model, not a curated record